AUGGCUUACUCCGGGCUCCCCCUCUUCCCGCCGAUCCCAGCCUCAAUCCGGCGUCGCAUCCUCCACCUGUACUCCUCGCACAGGGCUGCACCCAAGAGCCACGAGUCCAGCAGGGAUCCGCGACGGGGGCUGGUGGCUUCGUCGGAACCACACCUGUUGUGUCACGAUCAGACGUGGGCGCCAGCCACACCCGAGGCGCGGCCUGCAACGGCCAGUGGCGAUUGGGACUCGUUUGAUUCUUCCGCUUCUGGAAUAUCAGACAGCCCCCGGCUCGACGGGGCAGGAUGCCCGGUGAACUAUGAAACGCAGUCGGGGUUGCGAUGGAACCGUGUCGUUCCUGCAUUCAAUCUCUUGCGCAAUGCCGGGUUCGAGGCUCAGCAGCCACAUGCCGACGGCACCCUGGCUAGAUCCCUUUAUCUCAAUGCGCUCGUCUAUCUGCUGGAGGCCCUGCCUUCUGACCUCACGCCUGAAGAGACAUCCUUGCUCCAGCAUCACAUCCCGGACUCAGUCAGAACAUCUCCAGCCUCGUGUCCCCAGCCAGACAGUGAGCAUGUCGAUCCCGCUACAUCCUCCCACUCCCAACUGCCCGCUAGAUCGUACCUCCACAGACUCCUGGCUUGUAUGAUUGUGCAAUUCUGUCUGCUGGUACGGUUUCUGCUCCCUUUUGCCAGGCUUUUGCUGCGUCGGCUAUACGAAUAUGAGCGGUCCCAUCGCAUCACUGAGCGCAUUGUCACAGCUACUCUGGACACAGCCGAUGGCUUGGGCAAAAGCAGUGCCCAGAUUGGGUCUACUGUGCUCAAUAUGAAUGAGGGUCGGGUUGGAACUGCGGUGUCGAGUGCUGCGGCUUGGUGGAUCGAGGGCGUGGCGGGUGGAAUCUAUGAAGGGGUAGGGGAGGGCAUGCUGCAUCUCGGAUUACUGGGACCGGGCUUGGAGUUGAAUCAAGUGUCAAUGCAAACAUCACGUAGACAUUGA
Penicillium alfredii is the source of this 972-nucleotide messenger RNA. RefSeq lists its product as uncharacterized. The coding region runs from base 1 to 972 and encodes 323 amino acids. NCBI's taxonomy places the organism in Eukaryota, Fungi, Ascomycota, Eurotiomycetes, Eurotiales, Aspergillaceae. The record is from RefSeq and is a predicted model, not a curated record. The transcript is spliced from 2 exons.